UUUGAGUACGAGGUAUAACGACAUAGAUUGACAUCGUAUACAUACAAGGCCGAAUGCGUUAGCAUUGAACUGAGCCACGCAAAAUGUUAUCAGCUUCCAAAGCAAAUCAAACCCGAUUCGAGAUUCCAAUUACUUUCCCCUCUGUGCAAUGUUGCGGAAGUUUCAUAAGUAGGCCAGCCAAAGGUAUUAUUAUAAAUCUAAAUCGCGGACAGAGUGGACAUGCGCAACUCAAUCAUAUACGUUCUGCUGUGUGUUCUGGCGGUCAGCGGGACCAACUGCAGAUUGGUGUUUGCAAGGCUAUUCCACGGCCUUAAAUACCCAAGUCAUGAUAGACAGCAAUACUACCCUGGCAACUACGACUUCAGGCGACCGGCGCCAGUACGUCCUCAGAAACCUGUUCGAUCCUACAAGGAUAUCUGUAGGUUGGUUAACCACAACGGGUUCUUAAAUGCAGGAGGAGUUCCCAAGUGUCCUUAUUAAUCGGCCCAGCAUUUCUUACAACAAAACCGAUGU
Drosophila biarmipes is the source of this 513-nucleotide messenger RNA. RefSeq lists its product as uncharacterized. Bases 220 to 480 code for a protein of 86 amino acids. The record is from RefSeq and is a predicted model, not a curated record. The transcript has a single exon. Lineage: Eukaryota; Metazoa; Arthropoda; Insecta; Diptera; Drosophilidae.